This is a messenger RNA of Nicotiana attenuata, 2108 nucleotides long. Its product is annotated as U-box domain-containing protein 40. Gene Ontology annotation, cellular component: nucleus; cytoplasm. NCBI's taxonomy places the organism in Eukaryota, Viridiplantae, Streptophyta, Magnoliopsida, Solanales, Solanaceae. Gene Ontology annotation, biological process: protein ubiquitination. Gene Ontology annotation, molecular function: ubiquitin-protein transferase activity; protein binding. The record is from RefSeq and is a predicted model, not a curated record. The transcript has a single exon. Bases 417 to 1847 code for a protein of 476 amino acids.
UUAUUUGAGUUGAAAGAUCAGUUGCAGUACAUUGCUAAAAGGACAGUAAAAAACAAAAAAUGGUUCGACAAAAUAUGAAACAUCCAAAAUCUCUGACUCGCUUUCCUCUCCCUCUCUCCAAAUCUCAAUCUGUCAAUCAUGUUUCCUUCAACAACUCUCUGUCAAACUCCUGCAUUCAGUUACACCCUCUCCCUGCUUCAUUUAACUCAACUUCUAAAGCUGAAGAUUGAAUUUUGAAACCUUUUCCAUAAACCCAAUAUUUUGUUCAUUCAUAUCUGAAGCUAAAGAUUGAUUCAUCUGAAGCUCAAGAUUGAAUUUUUAGACCUUUUCCAUAAACCCCACAUCUUUUUCAAUCAUAUCUGAAGCUAAAGAUUGAAUCUUGAAACUUUUUUCACUUCACAGAAAACACCAUUAACAUGGGUACUAGCAAACAGAGGUGGAGAAUCUCAUUUCACAAGUCUCCAUCAAAGCAACCAUCUUUUCCUAAAGAAUUUAUUUGUCCAAUUUCUGGUUCUCUAAUGGCUGAUCCUGUAAUUGUUUCUUCUGGUCAUACAUUUGAACGCCACUGUGUUCAUGCCUGCAAAUCACUAUCUUUUACACCUAUUCUUCCAGAUGGUUCUAUUCCUGAUUUCUCCACUAUUAUUCCAAACUUGGCUCUAAAAUCCACUAUCCUCAACUUUUGCCGUUCUUCUCUUCUUGACCCUCCAAAACCCAUCAAUUUCCUCACUGCUGAGAACCUCGUUUCUUCAUUAAUGCACACCCAAAAGGCACAAAAUCUCAGUAGUUUAAGAAAUCGAGUACUGAGUCAUAUCUCAACGAGUUCAGAGGAAUCUGUGACUCCAAGAAGUGGGCCCACACGUCCCUCUUGUUACUCUUCAUCUUCAGCCUCUGACGUGGAUACCCUGAACACUAAUUCUUAUGAAGAAGAUGAACUUGUUGGUAAAUUAAAAAGCUCCCAAGUUUCUGAACAAGAAGAAGCUGUAAUCUAUUUUAGGAAGUUGACCCGAACCCGAGAAGAAACCCGGGUCCAGUUCUGCACCCCUCGUGUAUUAUCAGCUCUACGUGUACUUAUUACAUCAAGGUAUGCUUCAAUACAAGUUAAUUCAGUAGCUGCAUUGGUGAAUUUGUCAUUAGAGAAUAGAAAUAAGGUGAAUAUUAUACGUUCUGGAAUUGUUCCCCCUUUAAUUGAUGUGUUAAAAGGGGGUUUUCAAGAAUCACAAGAACAUGCUGCCGGUGCAGUUUUCAGUUUAGCGUUAGAUGAUCAGAACAAGACUGCACUUGGGGUAUUAGGAGCACUGCCUCCGCUUCUUCAUGCGCUUCGCUCCGAAUCGGAGCGGACUCGGCAUGAUUCUGCUUUGGCUCUGUAUCAUCUUUCUUUGGUUCAGAGUAACAGGGCUAAGUUGGUGAAACUCGGGGCUGUUCAGGCAUUGCUUGGUAUGGUUAAAACGGGUCAUAUGACGGGUCGGUUCAUGUUGAUACUCUGUAACCUGGCUGCAAGUUCUGAAGGGAGAGCAGCAAUGCUUGAUGGGGGUGCAGUGGAAUGUUUUGUUAGUAUGUUGAGAAAGGGAGAGUUUGAUUCGGAGUCGAGUCGUGAGAAUUGUAUUGCUGCAUUGUAUGGUCUAAGUCAUGGUGGGUUAAGGUUUAAAGGGUUGGCAAAGGAGGCUGCUGCGGAGGAGUUGUUGAUACAAGUUGAGGAAACGGGAAGUGAGCGGGCCAAGGAUAAGGCUAGAAAGAUAUUGGAGGUGUUGAGGCAGAAGGAUGAAGAGGAGGAGGAAGUUGAUUGGGAGAAGUUGCUUAAUUCGGAUGAUGAUAUCAGUCAAUCACGGAUAAGUACAAGUUCUUCAUAGCUCUUGUUUGUUUUUGUUUCUUCAUUGUAUGCUGUUUCAUUCUUUUUUCCUGAGAAAUGGCUUGUAAAUUGGGCACGAUGUUCUCUUCGCAUAGCUGCUGAUAGCAUCAUUUGGGUUUUGGCUUUGCUCUCGAUGUCUUCUGAGAUCAUGUUGUGACCGUUGACGGGGUAAAUAAUGUUGAAAGUGUAAAGAAAAGAUUCUGAACAGUGUUCUUUUGAUUUGGAAAAAGAUAAUCUUUAACAUGAACCCAUGGUCUCCUAA